Messenger RNA from Larimichthys crocea (large yellow croaker), 2696 nucleotides. RefSeq names its product carboxypeptidase A6 (gene cpa6). Lineage: Eukaryota; Metazoa; Chordata; Actinopteri; Sciaenidae. Bases 128 to 1588 code for a protein of 486 amino acids. Gene Ontology annotation, biological process: proteolysis. The transcript is spliced from 11 exons. Gene Ontology annotation, molecular function: metallocarboxypeptidase activity; zinc ion binding. The record is from RefSeq and is a predicted model, not a curated record.
GCUGGUAAAUGCUUCCCCCCCUGUACCAGAUGACCGACUUUCUCACCUUUUGCACCUUCUGUAUCAGAGGGACAACUACCGGAGAGCGCAGCGCGACAAAAGAAAAAGUCACUUUGCCAAUCUGCUGAUGGUGCGCUGGACCGAGUCCUUUUGGGUUGCAAUCACACUUUAUGUUCUAAUAAGUCGGCGUGCGUCCUGCAGAAGGGGAGCCUAUAAUCGGUAUCUUCAGCCUUUGAUCUGCUGGCCAAGGAUGGACCACAGGAGCGCAUUUCGCGCCUCCGUUUUACUGGCUUGUGUGAUAAUCUGCAGCAACGUGCUAUGUCCAGUCGGUGCCUAUCUCUACAACAACCGCUACGCAGGUGAUCAAGUCUUCAGGAUAACUCCGAGUAAUGAUGAGGAGGUCCAAGUGCUCAAGAAAAUCCUGGGACAUAUGAAGGUGGACCUCUGGCAGCCCAACAGUGCUACUCUAAUCUCUCACAAUGCCACUGUGGACGUCCAUGUGAAGCGCAAUGACACGCAAGGUUUACAUGCACGCUUAAAGCAGGAGCAUAUUGAUUAUCGGGUGUUUAUCUCCAAUCUACAGAAGGAAAUUGAAAAGCAGACGGGAUAUCGCUCCUCUCGCAAGCGGAGGUCAGAGUCUCAGUAUGACUACGAGGUUUACCACUCUCUGGAAGAGAUCCAGAGCUGGAUGUUUGAGAUGAACAGAACCCACUCCGACCUGGUUGACAUGUUCUCCAUCGGGAAGUCGUACGAGGGGAGACCGCUUUAUGUGCUUCAGAUAGGAAAGAGAAGUCGUCAUCAGAAAAAAGCUGUGUGGAUCGACUGUGGUGUCCACGCCAGAGAGUGGAUAGGACCUGCCUUCUGCCAGUGGUUUGUCAAAGAGGCCAUCAACUCAUACCAGUAUGACUCUAUGAUGAGACGACUCCUUAACCAGCUCAACUUCUACAUCAUGCCUGUCUUCAACGUGGAUGGAUAUCAUUUCAGCUGGACGACGGAUCGAUUCUGGAGGAAAACAAGGUCAAAAAAUCACAAGUUCCACUGCCGAGGAGUGGACGCUAACAGAAACUGGAAAGUGAAAUGGUGUGAUGAGGGUGCCUCCUCUCAUCCCUGUGAUGACACCUACUGCGGCCCCUUCCCUGAAUCUGAACCUGAAGUCAAGGCUGUUGCCAAGUUCUUGCGCAAGCACAAGAAACGUGUCAAAGCAUAUAUAUCCAUCCACGCCUACGCCCAAAUGCUGCUUUACCCUUAUUCCUACAAAUAUGCCACUAUCCCCAACUUCAACUGCGUGGAGUUAGCAGCUCAUAAUGCAGUGACAGCCCUGUACUCCGCCUAUGGAGUGAGGUAUAGAUAUGGACCUGCCUCCACAACUCUGUAUGUCAGCUCUGGCAGCUCUAUAGACUGGGCCUACAGAAACGGGAUCCCAUAUGCAUUCGCAUUCGAGUUGAGGGAUACAGGAUACUUUGGCUUCCUCCUGCCUGAAUCUCUGAUCAACCCGACCUGCACUGAGACUAUGAGGGCAGUGAAGGCCAUUGCAUCAGGUCUCCUGAAGAAGUGUGAGACACACAAGGACAGAUUUCCAUAUAUAUGAGCACAUAUGCAGCUCAACCCUCACAGUUACUUAUCUCAACACCUCAUAUAUCUCUUGAGAUUUCAUAUUCUUCCCAGAUAUUAUCAGGAGAUGAACUGACAAGGACCAGCAAAGCAUGAAUUUUAAUUUGCGUUUCUUGUUUUUGAGGUUGUUUACCUCAAUUUCCUUUUCUGGUAUCAUAUGAAAUGAUGUUUUUUUGUAUCAAUAACCAUGAAUCCUCAAAGUGACCAGUCUGUUAAUAUACAUAUACAGGAGGGAACAUCCUCUCUAGCAUGUAAUUAUCUCCAUUUACAAAAAAAGCAGACUUUUCCAUAACAUAAGCUUCUUCUAGUGAAUGGUGGUCAUGUGAGCACUUGUCAUGAUACAGCAGCACUUUUUUUUUUUUAAAGGAAACAACUAAGAUUUUAAUAUCUUCUGAAAAUAUAUUAUGUUAAACAAACUAUUUUUAAUGAAUAUACCCAUAUCUCUAUUUUUAUUCUGUUUGCUUUUUAUUAUUACCAAGUGCCGGUUUAGAUGUUCAACUAUAACAUUAAUGUGUCAAUGCCUUUAUUACUGCAACAUUGUUGGUGUACACAAUAUGCUAUCACCUGACAAUCUUGGGUUUAGUUUUAAUUGAGAUGUCUUUUCGUUAAAUGUUUGAGAUCUGGAAAGAAUGACCUGUCACUUCAGUAGCUUACUGUGUCAUUACUCAGGUAUGGAUCAACGACAGAGUCCAAAAUGUUUACUUUUGACAGCUUAUGUGCUUAACAUGAGAUUCUAAUAAAUGUCUGACUUGAAUAAAUUGUUGUUAUAUAACACAGUAAAUGUUCAUUCUACUUGUCAGUCUGUUGUUUUAAAAUUAAAUCUACAUUUGUGUUUUCUACAUGUUUUGUACACAUAAUAAUAAACAUUAUUUUAGUCACUUUCGUUAUAAUAAACUCACUGACCAGUGUCAUUCUAAAAUAACAGCUUCAAAUGCAACAUUUUAAGUCAAGCUCUCUCUUUUAAAGCAUCCUCCUCGUUUUCCUUUCCACCCCUCAUAUCCCGUCUCUGAUUCUGCAGCUCAGCUCUUAUUUAUGGAUUCAGAAACGGACACAUAAGACAUCCCAAAGUUUAAAGUGAACUCUGC